UGUUAAGUUAAUGUGACUAGUGCAAUGAAUAGAAAGUGUAAAAAUUGAUUUGGUAUUCAGCUAAAAAAUAUCUUUCUAACCUCGAGAGCUCCAAUCUAUUGAAAAUUAAGAACUUUCAUCAUGAGUUUAGAAAAAAAUUUACGAAAACGAAUGUUUUUAUUGAAGAACCUUACGGAUGAUAUAAAUGAGAAACAGGAUGAUGAUCGCUCUGCUGAAGUAUCAAUUUCUGAUAAUCCACUCAUUGUAAAUGAUAAUCGGUCCUCUGAAAACAUCGAAGCAGCAUCGUGUAAUGUAGAACACCAGUUAAAUGAUUCUGAAUUAUCAAGAGACAAUUCAGAAAACCAUUUGCCGUUGAGUUUGACAAGCGCGGGUGGAGCAACGUCUAGUGGGGAAGCAUUAACCUUUUCUUCACCCUAAGUCAACGAUCAGAAUUUUAACUAGGUGGAAGAUAUUAUAAUCGGAAGGAUAUGAGUGGAACUAUUAAUAUUAUGACAGAGAACGUUGUCGCUACAUUGGAUAAUUGUAAAGUCUCUUAUAGAAAUUCUGUCCGUAUUAUAUCUGCAAUAUCUGAAGCAUUAGAAUUUGAUACCAAUAAACUAAUUUUGAA
This is a messenger RNA of Bactrocera tryoni, 607 nucleotides long. RefSeq lists its product as uncharacterized. The transcript has 3 exons. The coding region runs from base 121 to 417 and encodes 98 amino acids. The record is from RefSeq and is a predicted model, not a curated record. Lineage: Eukaryota; Metazoa; Arthropoda; Insecta; Diptera; Tephritidae.